Anopheles nili is the source of this 318-nucleotide messenger RNA. RefSeq lists its product as uncharacterized. NCBI's taxonomy places the organism in Eukaryota, Metazoa, Arthropoda, Insecta, Diptera, Culicidae. The transcript has 2 exons. The record is from RefSeq and is a predicted model, not a curated record. The coding region runs from base 1 to 318 and encodes 105 amino acids.
AUGUUCAAGCUACUCUGCCUGCUUGCGGUCCUUGCCGUAGUUAGUGCUUUACCCGCAACAAUUGAAGACGCACCAGCGCAUGACGGAGUCACGAGAAGAGACACAGUUGCAGCUGCACCGGAGCUGCAGGCGGAAAAUGAAGAUGCAACGGUUGCAGAAACGACAUUCGAAGCACAGGAUGACAUGGAUAAGGCGGAAACAUUUGGAUAUGGAUAUCGCAAGAUCAUCCACGUCUAUCCAGGCUUUUAUCCACGCUACUAUCACUACGGAGGUUACUACCCCCGAUACUACUACGGGCACUACGGACACUACUGGUAG